Colius striatus (speckled mousebird) is the source of this 2134-nucleotide messenger RNA. RefSeq names its product RAD18 E3 ubiquitin protein ligase (gene RAD18). Gene Ontology annotation, molecular function: single-stranded DNA binding; ubiquitin protein ligase activity. The transcript has 13 exons. Gene Ontology annotation, cellular component: nucleus; Rad6-Rad18 complex. The coding region runs from base 66 to 1571 and encodes 501 amino acids. Lineage: Eukaryota; Metazoa; Chordata; Aves; Coliiformes; Coliidae. The record is from RefSeq and is a predicted model, not a curated record. Gene Ontology annotation, biological process: DNA damage tolerance; protein monoubiquitination.
UCCGCGCGGGGGAUUUGGACUCGCCGCCGGCCGGGCCGAGCCGAGCCGGGCCGAGCUGAGCCGCCAUGGCGCUGCCGCUGCCCGAGCCGCCCUGGCCGCACAGCCUCUCCCCGCUGAAGGCGGUGGAUGACUUGUUGCGCUGUGGGAUUUGCUUCGAUUACUUCAGCAUCGCGAUGAUCAUCCCGCAGUGCUCGCACAACUAUUGUUCCCUCUGUAUACGCAAGUUUUUGUCCUACAAAACUCAGUGUCCAAUGUGCUGUGUGGCAGUCUCAGAAUCGGACCUGAAAAAUAACCGGACGCUGGAUGACCUCGUGAAGAGCUUUAAUUCUGCAAGGCAGCAGCUGUUCCAGUUGGUCUUGGAUACUCCACAGAUUCCAUCUCCACUGGCUGAUGGCAGGCAUUCAGCUGGCAAAAGCCACGUUAGGAGUCCUGUGCCUUGGCCAGUUAUAAAAGAAGAAGCGCCAGUGAUUGACAGUUUCUUGAGAAAGGAGAAAGUCUGCACCUCAACAAAGGCAGAUGGCCUGACAGAAACAGAUCAGAGGGUUUUCAAAACCGAGGAGCACGAUAACCUUUACAGCAGUUCUGCAGAGGCUGAUGGUAAAGGCCAUAAAGUGGAAUCACAACAGAGCACCGAGUGCACGAAAAACCACGACAAGCCUUCGACAUCUGCAGUAAAAGUGAUCAAGAAGGUGGAAUGCCCUGUUUGUGAGGUUGCUAUUCCAGAGCAAUAUAUAAACAAGCAUCUGGAUAGCUGCUUGAUAAGAGAAGAGAAGAAGGACAGCCUCAGAAGUUCUGCUCACAAAAGGAAGCCUAUCUCUAAAGUCGUUUACAACUUGCUCUCUGAUCGCGAUUUGAAGAAGAAGCUGAAGGAACACGGUCUGUCCACCCAUGGCACCCGACAGCAGCUCAUCAAGAGACACCAAGAAUUUGUGCACAUGUAUAAUGCUCAGUGUGAUUCUCUAAAUCCUAAAUCAGUUGCAGAGCUUGUGAAAGAGCUGGAAAAGAAUGAGAAGAUUCGGGUUCAGCUUGAAUUUAAUAAAACCAGUGAAAAUAGCUUGACUUUCACAAAGGACCAGACAGAGAAAGAAAUAGAUGAGAUCCACGCUGAUUAUCGAAACAAACACAGAAGUGAAUUUAAAUUUUUGGUGGAUCAAGUAAACAAUCGGUGGAAGAAGAGUGGCAAGAGGAAACCAGACAGUGCUCAAAACAAAGAAGUCGUCAGUGUCAAAGAGCUGCCGGUGAGCACAGACCAUAGGGAAGAGUGUGAUGCAGCUACUGUCCUUGGAAACGCCCAGAUGCUCAAAACAGAAACUCCUCAUGGCAAAAGAAGUGAAUCUCCUUCCUCAGAGGAAGUCCAGAGAUCAGCCUCUCCUGAAUUCCCACUGUCAUCUGAAUCAACAAGCAGCUCCAGUUCAGACAUUCUGAGGGAUCUUCAAGAGCCUGAGACAUGUUCAGCAUCCUCUGACAACAGCGGUUUCCUGGGUCUGAGAGUUGACAAAAGAAAGUCGCGUCAGCCCCAAGUGCCAGGUAACAACCAGCUGCUUCCCAAGAGCAAGCGGAAGAGGAACUGAUGCUGCGUGAGGCUUGCACCCUGCAGCAGGCCUCGUGCUGAGAAACACAUCUUCUCCCAGCUUCCAGUGUAUCUGGGUGCUAAAUAAAAUGCUUUCUGCAGAGAUACGAAACUGCCUCACAAUAAGCAGAGCGGCGUGCUGACCGCUUGUGGCCGCAGCACUGCGGGACACCGACUGCCAGGUGGGGAUGAAGCGGCGUGCAGGGCCAGCUUUGCUGCCACUCACUCCCUCAGAACCUCCCUCUGCCCUCGUGGAAGCUUUGUAUUAAAACAGCACUUCUCUUGGGGUUGGGCAGAGGCUGCAGUUAGAAGCCUCGGCAGUGGGACAGGUGCAGGGGGAGCUGAGGAUGGGGCAGACUUCAAUUGCACAGAAAUGGGUUUUUGUCUCUAACUUUACUCAUUAGUAUGUGUCAUUGUUUCAGCUUAAAGGGAUUAAGUUUGAAAGAAAAUGGGAGCGUAGUUGGACAUUAAGUUCCAGCCUUAAAUGCUAACAUUAAAAAGUCUUACCUGUCCUAGAAGAUGGUGGAGUUUUGUGGUGAAAUAAAGCAAUACACGAAAAUUAAA